AUGGCUUCCAAGCGCUCCCCAUUGUGCACCAUUUUUAUCCUAUUCAUGCUCUUCUCUUGCUCUCCAUCUCUUGCUAGCUCCUCUACCUCAACCCCUACUUUCCCAAGUACCAUUUGCAACUCCACACCCCAUCCAUCAUUCUGCAAAUCCAACUUACCACCAAAUAAGCUCAGCACCAUUCAUGACUAUGGCAUGUACUAUCUUCACCAGUCCUUAUCAUUUGCAAAAGGCUUUCUUUCGCUAGUCAAAUCAUACCCAAUAGUAUUCCAUUCCUCAUAUUCUAUAUCCGCCAUUCAUACCCUCAAAGAUUGUCAGCUUUUAGCCGACUUGAACGUGGAUUUCUUGUCAAAAACGUUCCAAACUAUUAUCUCCACAAACAGUCUAAGUAGCAUGCAAGUCGAGGAUUUGCAUACAUUGCUUAGUGCCACUUUGACAAACCAAGAAACAUGUUCUGAUGGUCUUUUAGAGUUAACAUCUGAAUUUGACUCUAGCCUUAAAAAUAGUCUCUUGGGUCCUCUCUCUAAUGGAACUAAGCUGCAUAGCAUAUCACUUGCGCUUUUUAAGCAUGGUUGGGUUCCAAGGACAAACACAAAGAGUUUCCCAACAGAAAGAAACCACAAUAUGUUUUCCAAUAUGGAAAAGAUUAUGAAUGGUCUUUUUCCUUUCAAAUUGUCCGUAACUGGAAGGAGGUUGCUUCAAACAACCCUUGGAAAUGUAUUGGUGAGCCGAACGGUGUUUGUGAACCCAGAUGGUAGUGGAGACUUCACCACUAUCAAUCAUGCUGUGGCUGCUGCACCAGAAAAUACUGAUAUUAGUAAUGGAUACUUUGUCAUUUACAUUGCAGCUGGAGUUUAUAAUGAGUAUGUUUCCAUUGAUAAUAACAAGCGCUAUUUGAUGAUGAUUGGGGAAGGUAUCGGCCGGACUGUGAUCUCAGGCAAUCACAACAAUGCGGAUAAUUGGACUACAUUUAAUUCUGCAACAUUUGCUGUUGGUGGGCAAGGGUUUGUUGCUAAGGAAAUAUCCUUUCGUAACACUGCCGGACCAAGGAAGGCCCAAGCUGUGGCUGUACGAAAUGGGGCCGACCUGUCCACAUUUUAUAGAUGCAGUUUUGAAGGCUAUCAAGACACAUUAUAUACCCAUUCUCUUAGGCAAUUUUAUAAAGAAUGUGAUAUUUAUGGUACAAUUGAUUUCAUAUUUGGCAAUGCAGCAGUUGUGUUCCAAGAUUGCAACAUUUAUCUACGACUUCCAUUACAUGGUCAAUGCAAUGUUAUCACUGCGCAAGGCAAAACAGACCCAAAUCAAAAUACUGGGACUUCCAUGCAUCUUUGUAGCAUUAGGGCGGCUGAGAAUUUAGAUGGAACAAAAACAUACCUAGGGAGGCCAUGGAAGGAGUAUUCAACAACUGUUUAUACGCAAUCCUUUAUGGAUAGCCUAAUUAAUUCUAAAGGUUGGCUCACAUGGAACGACUCAGGCUUUGCUCUGAAUACAUUAUAUUAUGGGGAAUAUGAUAACAAGGGCCUAGGAUCAGUCACUAGUGCGCGAGUUACAUGGCAUGGUUACCAUGUCAUGAAUAGAAAACAGGCGUAUUAUUUCACAGUGUGCAAUUUUAUACAUGGUUAUAAGUGGUUGCCUGCAAUACAAGGGCCUUACACUUGUGGUUUACUAUAA
Molecule: messenger RNA, 1668 nt
Organism: Quercus robur (English oak)
Lineage: Eukaryota; Viridiplantae; Streptophyta; Magnoliopsida; Fagales; Fagaceae
Product: pectinesterase-like
Exons: 2
Coding region: 1-1668 (555 amino acids)
Biological process (GO): cell wall modification
Molecular function (GO): pectinesterase inhibitor activity; pectinesterase activity
Source: RefSeq, a predicted model, not a curated record